Drosophila eugracilis is the source of this 1656-nucleotide messenger RNA. Its product is annotated as salivary glue protein Sgs-3-like. The record is from RefSeq and is a predicted model, not a curated record. The coding region runs from base 592 to 1434 and encodes 280 amino acids. Lineage: Eukaryota; Metazoa; Arthropoda; Insecta; Diptera; Drosophilidae. The transcript is spliced from 2 exons.
GAGUUCAGCCCUAAAACUAGUUAUGACUUUGGUUGUUAACUUUGGCGGUGAUAAAAUUUCUAUCUCUUAGUUGAAGUAAGAGUAAGUAAAGUAAGUUAGAGAGUGUGUAAUUCUUACACUUGACUAAAUGACUUUAACUCAUAUUAUAUGAAUUGAUAAAAAGAUUCAUUUUCUGUCGUACUAGUAUGUUUGAUCCUCCUGUUUUAAUAAUAGCAAAACCUUCUUCAUGAUAAGAGUGAGUCGAAAGUAGAGCUGUCGCAUCCGCUUUCUAUGAUUAUGUUGUCCACAAAUAAGCCCAGCUUAGUAUGUUCCAAGAUCUCCUUUAAUAUCUUUUUAUCGCAACUUAUCAGGAACAGUUGAAAAUGGGUUUUAGAAAAUGUGUAUAGGUAAGAAAAUGUAUAUUAAUUAAUAUCAUUUUAACGGCACCCACGGAGGGAACUCAACUGCUGUAAUUACACAGGACCCCAGCGGUAACUACCACUGCGCUUAAUCUUUAAUGAUAAUAUCAGGAAAAGGAAACAUUUUUCACAAACCCGUACCUUACCAUUUGCAUAGGGAAAGAAACCGAGCCUAGUUAGGGGCAUAUAUACGAUGAGUCUAUUCAGCUUUAUCCUUCUGGGCCUCGUGGCAUCCGUCACUAUCUGCUACGGAUCUGCUCACACAAUCAGUAGGCCAGGAUCAAAAAUGUUAAUGGAUCUGUACCAGGAAAGAACAACAUGCUCUCCAACAACGACAACGUGUUCCCCAACUACCACGACUGAAGCUACAACGACAACAUGCUCUCCAACAACAACAACGUGUUCCCCAACUACGACGUCUGAGGCUACAACGACAACGUGUGCCCCAACUACCACGACUGAAGCUACAACGACAACAUGCUCUCCAACAACGACAACGUGUUCCCCGACUACCACGUCUGAGGCUACAACGACAACGUGUGCCCCAACUACCACGACUGAAGCUACAACGACAACAUGCUCUCCAACAACGACAACAUACUCUCCAACAACGACAACGUGUUCCCCAACUACCACGACUGAAGCUACAACGACAACAUGCUCUCCAACAACAACAACGUGUUCCCCAACUACGACGUCUGAGGCUACAACGACAACCUGUGCCCCAACUACGACGACUGAAGCUACAACGACAACGUGUUCUCCAACAACUACAACAUGUGCCCCAACUACGACGACUGAAGCUACAACGACAACAUGCUCUCCAACAACGACAACAUACUCUCCAACAACGACAACGUGUUCCCCAACUACAACGACAACGUGUUCUCCAACAACGACAACGUGUUCCCCAACAACCACAAAUGAAGCUACGACGACAACAUGCUCUCCAACAACGACAACGACUGAAGUUACGACGACUACAUGUUCCCCAACCACAACCGAGGCUCCAAGGACAACGACAAAGAACGUUUAGUCUCCAACGGCAACAACGUGUGCUCCAGCUUCUACUGCGACGACGACUAACUCUGCUAUGGGAACAUUGAGUGCCCCAACAACAAUGACAACCCCACAACAGGCAACAACCAACUUCCUGCAACCCCAUCACAACUACUGCAGUCCCUUGACUAUAAUAUACCCGUUAUCUAACUACAGGGUAGACACAUUUUUCUACCUGUAUUAAAAUUUUUUAACGAUU